AUGUCUCGCUUCUUGGACAGCAUUACCACCAUCAUCGGCCUCUUCCACAAAUCCGCGAAGGCAGAUGGAAACCACUCCAGCCUCAGCCGAAGGAAGAUGAAAGAGCUCAUCGAGAGGGAGUUUGCAGACGUCAUAGCUAAGCCGCAUGACCCUCAGACGAUUGACAAGAUUCUGCACUUUCUGGAGUGGGAUGGCGAUGGGGAAAUCGAUUUUAACGAGUUCCUGCUUUUGGUGUUCAGAGUGGCGAAGGCCUGCUACUGGUACCUGCCGAAGGGACCACACCUGCUGCAGAGAACAAAGCUGACAACCACUGGCAAGCCACUCCAAGAGCUCGAGAUUAAGAACAGAGGGAGCUGCCAGCAGCUCCAGGAAGAGGAACAAGACACCUGCGAGAGGAGUCGCCAUCCUGCCUGCAAAACUGAGCUGCAACGAGACACCAGUGUCAUCGAGCUUGAAGUACGAGAGGAAGCGAGGAGUCGUCACCAGGAACGUAACACGCCAAGCAGAAACGUGAAACGAAGCAGCGAGCCGGGGGAGCCGAUCCCUCAGGUGUACGAAGAAGGAAGGCAAGAGCCGUGCGACCAACGGAACAGCAGGAGAAGACGUGACCCGCCGGAGCCAGACAGACGAGAUGUUCAGUUCACCAAGAGAGGCUCCGUGCGAGCACAGGAGUCCAGGCUGCGAGCAGACGAGAGGCGAUAUGAAGAAGCAGACGUGAGGAGUUGCAGCCAGACCUACGAACCUCAACCACGGCCAAACCAGUGGAGUAACCAAGCACAUGAUCAAAAAACCCAGCAGCCACAAGAAGGAGAUAGAGGAAGAAACAAUAAGCCACGUAAACCUGAAAUAGUCAGGGAAGAGAGAAGCCACUACCACCUACGUGAGGUGGAACAAAAAGAAUCUGAAUACAGCAGCCAUGAUCGAUGUGAGCCUGAAUGCCUGGAAUCCAGACGCCCACAUCAGUCAUACAUAGAGGAACCGCUACAGCUUGACCUCAGGUAUGGUGAGGCCCAGGAGCCAGAAAGAAAGAGAAGGAUCCAGCAGGCUCAGGAGCUGGAUGGUCAAAAUGAUAGAAGGAGGGAAAAGCCUGUGCGGGAGAGAAAGAUCGAUCGCCUACGAGAACUCGACCUUGAGGUCUAUGAGCAACGUGAGAGGGAAGAGCAAGAUGCCACCACCAUCCAGAGAGAGAGACGUGAGCGUGAAGGUGAUGAAAGGAGACAGCGGGAGCUGGAGAUGUACGAAAGGACACGCGAGACUGAAGUAGCUGCGGCAGAAGCUCAGGUGAAGAUUCACCGCGUGUCCCGGGAAGCAGAGCCACCUGAGCAGGUGAAGAGCAGGGAUUGUCGGCGUGAGUGUGAGGAACCAGAGGAGAGAAGGAUCUGCCAGGAGAGAGAGAGAGAGAAGCCCGUGCGGGAGACAAGAGAUCGCCAACGGGAGUUUGACCUCCAAGUCUAUGAGGAACAUGAGAGGGAAGAGCGAGAUGCCACCACCAUCCGGAGAGAGAGACGAGAGCGUGAAGGUGACGGAAGGAGACAACGGGAGCUGGAGAUGUACGAAAGGACACGUGAGACUGAAGUAGCUGCAGCAGAAGCUGACGUGAGGAUCCAUCGUGUGUCCCGGGAAGUGGAGCCACGUGAGCAGGUGGAGAAGAGAGAUCGUUGCUGUGAGC
Messenger RNA from Apaloderma vittatum (bar-tailed trogon), 1669 nucleotides. RefSeq names its product trichohyalin-like. NCBI's taxonomy places the organism in Eukaryota, Metazoa, Chordata, Aves, Trogoniformes, Trogonidae. The annotation marks the transcript as partial. The record is from RefSeq and is a predicted model, not a curated record. Gene Ontology annotation, biological process: cellular response to cytokine stimulus; regulation of phosphatidylinositol 3-kinase/protein kinase B signal transduction; positive regulation of cell cycle G1/S phase transition. Gene Ontology annotation, cellular component: cytoplasm. Gene Ontology annotation, molecular function: calcium ion binding; transition metal ion binding. The transcript is spliced from 2 exons.